AUGGCCGUGCGCGUUCACCGCCUCCUCACAUGGCCAUGCAUGUUCACAGCCCGCUCACACAGCUGUGCAUGUUCACCGCCCCCUCACACAGCUGUGCAUGUUCACCGCCCGCUCACACAGUGUGCACGGCCACGCACUUUCACCGCCCGCUCACACGGCCACGCACGUUCACUGCCAAUUCACACAGCCGUGCACGUUCACAGCCCGCUCACACAGUGUGCACAUUCACAGCCCGCUCACACGGCCGUGCACGUUCACAGCCCGCUCACACAGUGUGCACAUUCACAGCCCGCUCACACGGCCGUCAACGUUCACAGCCCGCUCACACAGUGUGCACAUUCACAGCCCGCUCACACGGCCGUGCACAUUCACAGCUCGCUCACACAGUGUGCACAUUCACAGCCCGCUCACACGGCCGUGCACAUUCACAGCUCGCUCACACAGUGUGCACAUUCACAGCCCGCUCACACGGCCGUGCACAUUCACAGCCCGCUCACACGGCCGUGCACAUUCACCGCCCGCUCACACAGUGUGCACAUUCACCGCCCGCUCACACGGCCACGCACGUUCACCGCCCGCUCACACGGCUGCACACGUUCACCGCCCACUCACACGGCCCCGCACGUUCACAGCCCAUUCACACGGCCGUGCGUAUUCACCGCCCACUCACACGGCCGUGCACGUUCACAGCCCGCUCACACGGCCGUGCACGUUCACAGCCCAUUCACACGGCCGUGCACGUUCACAGCCCACUCACACGGCCGUGCACGUUCACAGCCCGCUCACACGGCCGUGCACGUUCACAGCCCGCUCACACGGCCGUGCACGUUCACAGCCCGCUCACACGGCCGUGCACGUUCACAGCCCGCUCACACGGCCGUGCACGUUCACAGCCCGCUCACACAGUGUGCACAUUCACAGCCCGCUCACACGGCCAUGCACGUUCACCGCCCGCACACACCGCUGUGCACGUUCACAGCUCGCUCACACGGCCGUGCACAUUCACCGCCCGCUUACACGGCCAUGCACGCUCACAGCUCGCUCACACAGUGUGCACAUUCACCGCCCGUUCACACGGCCGUGCACGUUCAUAGCCCACUCUCACGGCCGUGCACGUUCACAGCCUGCUUACACAGUGUGCACAUUCACCGCCCGCUCACACGGCCGUGCACGUUCACCGCCCGCUCACACAGCCGUGCGGGUUCAUUUCUCCAUUUGCUGCACCUCGCAAGUGGUCCCUGA
Messenger RNA from Stegostoma tigrinum, 1242 nucleotides. Its product is annotated as putative protein CRIPAK. The transcript has a single exon. The coding region runs from base 1 to 1242 and encodes 413 amino acids. The record is from RefSeq and is a predicted model, not a curated record. NCBI's taxonomy places the organism in Eukaryota, Metazoa, Chordata, Chondrichthyes, Orectolobiformes, Stegostomatidae.